This is a messenger RNA of Aegilops tauschii subsp. strangulata, 1287 nucleotides long. RefSeq lists its product as uncharacterized. NCBI's taxonomy places the organism in Eukaryota, Viridiplantae, Streptophyta, Magnoliopsida, Poales, Poaceae. Gene Ontology annotation, molecular function: protein binding. The record is from RefSeq and is a predicted model, not a curated record.
AUGGCAGGCGACGGCGGUGGUGGUGCCAGGCCCCGGACGCAAGCUGCAAGAGGGCGGCGGCAGACGGCAGCUUCGGUGCCGUUGGACGUGCUGGUGGAGAUCGCGGUGCGCACCGACCCGGCCACUCUAGUGCGCUGCGCCGCGACGUGCGUGGACAUGCGCCGCCGCGUCAAGGAUUACACUGGCCUCGGUGGCCGCCUCCACCUCCGGCAUAGCGACCGAUUCGUGCUCCCCCUUCUGCGAGGCCACCUGAUCCACACGUUCAAGUAUGAGGGCAUGCGACGCAAGGACCAGUUGUCCCUGGUGGACACCACUGCUGCAGACACCACCACGCUGCGCAGGGUCACCGGCGUCCACGGCUUCCCCCUCGCGUCGAGCAAUGGCCUCGUUCUCACUCGCGUGGCCCGAGGGCUUUGCGUGUGGGAUCCGGCCACCAGCCGCAAGCAGACCCUGCCAUCUGCACCGAUUUUCCCUGUGGAUGUGGUGGCUACACAACAAGACGAUGAUACGACAAAUUAUGUCUUGCUCGUGGGUGACGAUGAUGAUGAGGGUGCGACCGUCGUCGGCCGGCAAUUCCAUGUGGUCAUGGCAUACCUAGAGCUGUCACAACACUGCCGCAACGUGCACUUUCAAAUCUUCUCAUCCGAGGAUGGCACGUGGGGCCGCUACAACAAGAUCCGGGUUCAUAAACUGCAAGGCAGCAAGUUGCAACGACCACUCGCCAGGGCCCUAGUCGUUGGUGACGAUGCACACUGGUUGUGCUUGACCGACAAAGGGGACUACGUCCUGAAGCUCCAAGUUAGAUUGGUGGAACAAGUCAUGGUCACGAUGCUCCCGGAGAACUUCCCCCGUGGUGGGUGCUGGUACCACCAACUCCUAGCGACAUCGUCGGCAGGUGGGUGCCCGAUUGUGCUCGUCACGGAUGGCAACAAGAUAUCUGCGUGGGCGCAAUCGAAGCAAACGGGCAAGUGGCAGCGACGACCACGGGUGGUGAUCGAGAUAGAGACAAUCUUGCGGUUCCUAGAUGAGGCGGGCGGAAGCAGGCCGCCGCCGAGCCCGUGGGAAGUCAAGCAUGAAAUAAAACUAUUGUGGUUCGCCGAGAGGAGUGGCACCGUGCUCAUUAAGGUGCUCAUCAACAUGUCAACUGUCGGAUAUUUCUGGCUCAACCUGCAGUCCAUGAAGAUCGUGAGGUGGUUCUCAGAUCGUGGGGAAGAGUACCCGACCGGGAAUAUGCCCUAUGAGAUGAGUUUGGCGGCUUGGGUUCCAACAUUCAGUAGCACUUUGUGA